AAGAAAACCGUUUCCGACAAUGGGAGCAACAUUUGAUUGCGGAACGCGAUCGUCUUAAUAAAGACUUGGAAGCUGAACACUCGCAAAUCAAAGCCCUAGAAUCCGAAUUGGAACAGGUUCAAGGAGCUUUAAGCAAUCGAAGUGGCAGAAGAUAA
Messenger RNA from Ambispora leptoticha, 155 nucleotides. Lineage: Eukaryota; Fungi; Glomeromycota; Glomeromycetes; Archaeosporales; Ambisporaceae. The record is from the annotation of a GenBank genome assembly.